Candida tropicalis MYA-3404 is the source of this 405-nucleotide messenger RNA. RefSeq names its product GFA family protein. The record is from RefSeq and is a predicted model, not a curated record. The transcript has a single exon. NCBI's taxonomy places the organism in Eukaryota, Fungi, Ascomycota, Pichiomycetes, Serinales, Debaryomycetaceae. Gene Ontology annotation, molecular function: carbon-sulfur lyase activity. Bases 1 to 405 code for a protein of 134 amino acids.
AUGUCAUAUUCAGGCUCAUGUGUAUGUGGUCAAGUUAAGUUCACUUUAGAAGGUGAACCAGAAGCAUGUUUAGUUUGUUAUUGUCCUGAUUGUCGUAAAGGAAGUGGUCAUUUAGGUCAAAUAUUAGCUCAAUAUAAUUCAAAAAAUCUUAAAAUUAAUGAUAAAGAUAAUUUAUUAACAGAAUAUAUCAUUAAUAAAACUCAAAGUGGUAAACCUAAAAAGAAAUACUUUUGUAGUGCUUGUGGUUGUACUACACAUACCGUACCAAUGGCAGCAAAUGGUGAAAUCAGUUAUGUUAGACACACGUUGAUUGAUGGUGAUUUUUCAAGUUUGCUUCCAACUUCAAGUAUUUUUGAUGAUGAAAAAGAAAAAGUUACUUCUUGCAAAAAAUCCGAGUUUUAUUAA